AUGCAAUUCUCCAAGAUCUCCGGUGCAACCGCCGCACUUCUCAUCUCUCUGAUCUCCGCCUCUCCCAUCGCUCUGACCCAUGAUGCCAUUCAUCCCAGCGGAUCCAUCCACGUCAAGCCCACCGGCUCCAUCGAGUACUCCUUCAAAAUCCACCCUACCGGCUCUCGCAAGCCCAAGGAACCACUCCCUACCCGUACCGACGAGGGAACCUCUAAAUUUACCAUCCAUCCAACUGGUGGCAAGACUGAACCCCAUCACUACCGACCUUCCGGCACCGGUGUCGAGUCUCACGAGGGUCCAAAACCAACUGAUCAUGUAUCCAAAUCGCACGAAAGUAGCCACCCAAAGCCAAGCGGACAUGUCUCUCAAAGGGCUAUCGAAAGCGAUAAUGUCGAAGGCAGUACUGUGAGCAACUGGAAGGCUAAGCCUACGGGUAAUGCUUCCCAUGAACAUGAAAGUGGCCACGCAAAGCCAACCGGUAGUGGAAAGAAGGAAAAUGCUCAUCCAUCUGGAACCGGUGUUUACAAAGAUGGAAAACCUCACCAGAGUGAAUAUGCUAAGCCUACUGAGACCGGAGAUUAUCAAACACGUGAAAGCGGACAUGCUAAAGCAUCAGGCAAGGGGGGCGAAGGUGGAUUUGGUCAUGCAAAACCAACUGGUACGAAAGGCAAAGAACACACUCAGGCUCACGAAUCCGGCCACGCUAAACCUACUGGAUAUAAUGAAUCAGCUCGUGCUGUUGAAAGUGGCCACGCUAAACCAACUAAUGUUCAUGACAGUGGCCAUGUGAAGCCCACUGGCAAGGAAAGCAAGGAACACGCGAGUGGUCAUGCCAAGCCCACUGGUACUGGCGCUGAACAUGGUCAUGCUAAACCAACUGGCGUUCAUUCACAAGUUCCUGAAUUCACUGGGACACAUAAAAGCAAGACUCUUGAGUUCAAAACUGAGACCGGCACGAUGACGCUUGGAAGUAAGGCAUCUACAGUUAUUGGCGCUGGGCCUGAGGAGACUGGAAGUUCUCGUUUUUGA
Messenger RNA from Sclerotinia sclerotiorum 1980 UF-70, 1029 nucleotides. RefSeq lists its product with no specific name. Bases 1 to 1029 code for a protein of 342 amino acids. The record is from RefSeq and is a predicted model, not a curated record. Lineage: Eukaryota; Fungi; Ascomycota; Leotiomycetes; Helotiales; Sclerotiniaceae. The transcript has a single exon.